AUGAAGGAAAUUAACACCGAUGCCCUCCCACCACCAGAGCCUGCAAUUGGAAUCAUAAAUGACAGCAUCACACCCUUGCACAAGGUACACUACAAACAUUUCAACGCUAAUCACACAACACAUGACAAACAUGAGGAACACUGUGGUGUUCAGAAGUUCACAUCUACUCAAUCAAGCCACAACGCAGUCAAGGAACCACCAAGAGAUAGAGCUCUAGAGGAUGUGUUAUUAUCUACUCCGACAAACCAGAACGCCGUCAAGGCGGAGUUACUGGUGGGAAAGCUGCAGGAAGAGUUGUUGGCUGGAGAGACAGCCCAACAGGGAAAGUGGGGGGACAAAACUGACAAAUCAAACCUGCAACACAUGGAGGUGUUGAUGACUUGGCUGGCGAGGAGGCAAAUUAGGAUUGCGAAGUUCGUCAACGCUCCGGGAAGGACGUGGGUGCAAGACACAGACACGGUCUACGUCCCUAUGAAUCUAGACAACAAGCAUUGGGUGGGCCUAGCGAUAAACAUUAGCGUCGGCUGCAUCGAAGUACUAGAUCCUAACACAGACUUCUUGAAGACCAACCAAAACUUGGACAAGUACCUCAAACCACUGCUGGGCAUGAUUUCUUAUGUUGUUCACAAAAUUUGCCCCCAAACAUCGCAGCCAAAGGGACCGGAACCCUACGCUUGGAAAUGCAUAAAGGAUCUAUACAUGAACCUCCGGUGUAGAGACUGCGGCCCGGUGGCAAUCAAAUUCAUGGAGAUGCACGCUGCAGGAGACCCUGAGCCACACAAGGUCGGAUUAACAGACGAGAUGGUCACAUAUCUAAGGAGGGAAUACACACUUGAUUUGUACAAGGAGCUGAUAAUCCCUCUCUACUUCUGA
This is a messenger RNA of Microthlaspi erraticum, 873 nucleotides long. NCBI's taxonomy places the organism in Eukaryota, Viridiplantae, Streptophyta, Magnoliopsida, Brassicales, Brassicaceae. The record is from the annotation of a GenBank genome assembly.